This is a messenger RNA of Vicia villosa (hairy vetch), 5119 nucleotides long. RefSeq names its product disease resistance protein RUN1-like. The transcript has 6 exons. NCBI's taxonomy places the organism in Eukaryota, Viridiplantae, Streptophyta, Magnoliopsida, Fabales, Fabaceae. The record is from RefSeq and is a predicted model, not a curated record. Gene Ontology annotation, biological process: signal transduction; defense response. Gene Ontology annotation, molecular function: ADP binding. Bases 256 to 3462 code for a protein of 1068 amino acids.
UUUUGGUCGGUAAAUGAAAUAGCAAUAACUAUAAAAAAAUUGACACACAAUGACAAGUUUGAGGAGAAAAAUUCAAUAAUAUGAUUGAAAUUUGAUGUUGAUUGAAAAUUUGAAAUGGUUGAACGAAGAUACUAGGAAUUAUCUCUGCUUUGACUUGUUACAGAAGAAGAAGAAGAAAACAAGCGUCUCAUCAUCCAUUCCCAAUCAACUGACUUUCAGUUUCACAGCAACUUGGUUUAAGCUUUUAUAAUUGCAAUGGCAUUGGCUUGCAAUACCCUCCAAAGUGGCUCUUCAUCUAGGAUGAGAUGGAAAUAUGAUGUGUUUGUGAGCUUCAGAGGUGAAGACACUCGCAACAAUUUCACCGAUCAUGUUUUUGGCGCUCUUCAUAAAAAAGGUAUUAUUACCUUCAGGGAUGAUGCAAAGCUCAAGAAAGGGGAACAUAUAUCAUUUGAGCUUCUACAAGCCAUUGAAGGAUCCCAAAUUUUGAUUGUUAUUUUCUCAAGAAAUUAUGCUGCUUCCACGUGGUGCUUGCAAGAACUCGCUAAAAUUGCUGACUGCAUUCAUGUUCAAGGACAAUCUGUUUUACCUAUUUUCUUUGAUGUCAGCCCUUCUGAGGUACGAAAGCAAACCGGAGGUUACGAAAAAGCCUUUCAAGAGCAUGAAGAAAGAUUCAAAGCAAAUUUAGAGGAACUGCAAAAAUGGAGGAGAGCCCUAACACAAGUAGCCAAUCUCUCUGGUUGGGAUGUAAGGGAUAAGCCACAAUAUGCAGAGAUUGGAAAAAUUAUUAAAGAGGUAACAUGCUUGUUGGGAAAUAAAUCUUUAAAUUUACCUAGGGAUAUAGUUGGUAUGCACUCAAGAGUGGAAGAAUUAGAAAACCUUCUGAUUUUGGACUCAGAUGAUGAUGAUGUUCGAGUUGUAGGGAUUUGUGGAAUGGGUGGAAUAGGGAAGACAACUCUUGCUACUGCUUUGUAUGCUAGAAUCUCCAAUCAAUUUGAUGCUUGUUGCUUUAUUGAUGAUGUAAGUAAAAUUUAUGGAGAUCACGGCCCAAUUGGAGUACAAAAGCAACUUCUUUGUCAAACUCUAAAUGAAGAAAAUCUUCAUAUAUGCAAUCUUCCUAUGGCAUCUAAUUUGAUUCGAACUAGGCUAUGUCGAAUAAAAUCCCUUGUUGUUCUUGAUAAUGUUGAUGAAGUUGAACAACUGGAUAAAUUGGACAUGAAAAGAGAAUGGCUAGGCACAGGGAGUAGAAUAAUCAUAAUUUCUAGAAAUGAGCAUAUCUUGAGAGAGCAUGGAGUAGAUGAAGUAUAUAGAGUUCCACUUUUGGAUCGUAAAUAUGCCCUUCAAUUGUUUUGUAGGAAAGCUUUCAAAAGUGAUGAUAUCAUGAGCGGUUACAUCUACUUGACAUAUGAUGUGCUAAACUAUGCUCGUGGCCUUCCACUAGCGAUUAAAGUGUUGGGCUCGUUUCUGUAUGGCCGAGAUGUCUCUCAGUGGAGAAGUGUAUUGUCAAGAUUAAGAGAGAACCCAAGGACAGAUAUUAUCAAUGUACUCCGAAUUAGUUUUGAUGGACUAGAGGAUACGGAAAAGGAUAUAUUUCUAGAUAUUGCUUGUUUCUUUCAUGAAAAAGAUGAAACAUACGUGAAGAGAGUUUUAGAUUUUCGUGGAUUUCAUCCUGAAAUUGGUUUCAGAGUUCUCAUUGAUAAAUCGUUCAUAACAUGUGAGAAGCAGAAAAUUUGUAUGCAUGAUUUGUUCAGAGAAUUGGGAAAGAGUAUCGUUAGAGAAAAAUCACCCAAAGAACCAAGAAAGUGGAACAGGUUGUGGGACUACAAGGAUGUCCACAGUGUUAUCUCCGAAAACAUGGCAACAGAAAGCCUUGAAGCCAUAAUGUUGCAGCGUUGUCCAGAAAUCGACGGAGAAAUACAAGAGAUGACAACAUUGAGGGCUGAAGGUUUAGCACAAAUGAGACACCUUAAAUUGCUGAUGCUAUGGAAUUUGAAUUUCUCAGGAAGUCUCAAUUUUCUUUCAAGUGAAUUGGGGUAUCUUUGUUGGGGUAAAUACCCUUUCACUUGUUUGCCAUCAAGUUUUCAGCCAGAUAGACUUGUCGAACUGAUCCUACCUCAUAGCAACAUCGCACAACUAUGGGAGGGCACAAAGUUUCUACCUAGUUUGACACGUAUUGAUCUCUCUCACUCGAAAAAUCUUAUUAAGAUGCCAAAUUUUAAGGAGAUUCCAAAUCUUGAGUGCCUAGGUCUUGAAAGAUGUAUAAAACUAGUGAAGAUUGAUCCAUCCAUUGGUACCUUAAAAAGGCUUUCCAGAUUAGACUUGAAAAAUUGUACAAAUCUGGUCAGUAUUCCUAUCAACAUUUUUUGUCUGAGCUCUCUCAUAUUUCUAAGACUCUCAGGAUGUCCAAAUUUAUUUAAUAAAAAACGGUUAGAAAUACAAAAACAAAUAGACCAACAGGAGAUAAUUGAUAAUAAGGAAAGUACUACCCAAUACCAACCAACAUCUUUCAUCUACAAAUUUCUAAAGUCGCACUUUCGAUAUUUGAUUUUUGGAAAACCUGAAGAUUCAGUUGGUUUGUUGUUGCCUUCAUUGUCUCGUUUGUCAUGUUUGCAAUAUCUUAACCUGAGUUUCUGCAACCUUUUUCAAAUCCCUAAUGCAAUUGGGUUGUUACAUUGCUUGGAAAUUCUAUAUUUGGGGGGAAACAAUUUUGUGAUACUGCCUUCUAACAUCAAGGAACUUUCCAAACUUAGAAGACUAAACUUGCAGCACUGUAAGCAGCUGAAAUAUUUGCCUGAGCUCCCAUCAAAGAAUGUCUUGCCAAUAAGAAGAACAACACAUUUAAGAACUGUCGUUGAAUUUAAUAUCUUUGACUGCCCGAGUAUAAUUGAUAUGGAGUGCUGUUAUAGAAUGGCCUUUUCUUGGAUGAUACAAUUUCUUCAGAUGCACAUGCAAUCCGACAUCCCAGUCGAACAGAUUACAAUUGUUAUUCCAAAAACUGAAAUUCCAAUGUGGCUCGACAAACAAAAUGCAGGCAGUUCAAUAAGCAUCGAUCCAUCACCCAUUAUGCAUGACAAGAAUUGGAUAGGCGUUGUUUGCUACUUAACAUUUGUAGCACAUAAUAAUCCGACUACUUUAAGUAAAGAACAACCUCGUAUUUACUUUGGUUUUCAAAGUAAACAGCAUGGUCGUGGGAACUAUUCAAUUAUUCCCAUUCGUCUUGAAAAAGAUCUGGUCACAGUUGAUUUAGAUCACUUGUUGCUAAUUUUUUUCAGUAGGGAGGACUUUAUUGGUUAUUAUAUGAGCUAUCUAACAGAGGCGUUGCAUGAUAUUAGUAGUAUUGAAUUGAGAGCUAUUGUUAGGCAGCCCCUUGGAUUGCACUUGGAGGUCAAAAAUUGUGGUUAUCGUUGGAUAUAUAAAGAAGAUCUGGAACAAUUAAACCCACAAAUGAUGUACAAUGGAAAUUAAUGUGCAUUGUUAUAGUGAUAAUAAGAACAUGCUUGAUCAUUGAUUAUCUCUAACGAUAUAGUGCUAAUUGUGCAACCUUUUUGACAUCAUGCCUCUAAAGUCCCCUGUCACACUCCCUAUGACAUGGCUUUGUUACCAGCAUUAAGUAAUUUUAGUAAAAUGAAGUCUUACAAAAUUUAAGAGUUAGAGAUGAUGUUGCUUUAAAGAGAAAAAUACAUUGAACUCUUACAGUUUUUAAUGUUAGAUCUUGUUUGAUUUAGGAGUAGAGUAAUCUAUGCACAGUACCAUUGACCCGAAUAUUUUAAUUGCUACAUACUACAAAGAUGAAUAGAGUAUUUAUAUAGUAUGAAUCCAAAGCUAAUUAUCUUAACAAACUUUUUUAGUGGGGGAGAGUUGUAACACCCGUAUAAUUUUAAUUUUAAUUUAAUUUGAAUAUUAAAUUAAUAAUUAUUAUUAUUAUGGAUUUUAUGAAAAUAAUGGAAAAAAUAUGGUUGAUGGCAUUUGGGUCAUGUGAGAGAUUAGUAAGAAGAGGGGGUGUGGUGUAGUAAAGCCCUUACUAAUUUAAUAUUAUUUUUCAUAAAAUAAUUAGAAUUGGAAAAGAAAGAAUAGAACGUGAAAAGAGAGAAGUUGGAACACAAAGAACGUAGAAGAGGAACAAAGAGGAAGAGACCAAAGAGCAAGAAUUUGGCUAAGGUAAGGGGAAUUGGACUGUUACGAAAACUGCUGAAUUCUGGAUAUUUUCUGGUUUUUCGCGUAUGGAACAGUGUCAUACGCGUAUGGGAAGAGGUCAUACGAGUAUGAGGGACAUUCCCCAAGGGCUAUACGCGUAUGAUACGUUGCUGCCCUGUCCCAAAACACAUUGUACUGGCUGUUUGCGUAUGAGGAGCGUAUGAGGAUGCUCAUACGCGUAUGGAAUUUUUUAAAGAGGAAAUUGAUUCUAGUGAUACGCGUAUGGCAAGGUUGAUACGCGUAUGAGGUUGUUUUUAGGCCAUUUUGACUCUGAUGAAAUGCGUAUGGUACGCGUAUGAGGGAUGAUGAUACGCAUAUGGACUUGAUGAUACGCGUAUGGCUUCUGUAUGUGAAAUUUCUGUUUUGUGAUUUUUCUGGAAAGUUCAAUGAUGUGUAACUUUCGAUCUGUAGGCCUGUUUUGUAUGCUGUUUGAGACUGUGUAAACCUUGUGAUGUGAUUUUGUGGUUUACUGAUGAUUGAUUUUAUUGAAUGAUGUUAAUGUAUAUAUGAACAUGCUUAAUAAUGAUGAUGGUGAUGAAAUGAGUAUAGAUGAUACUACUCAUAGAGUGGAGAUGAUGAAAGUAUGUUAUAUAUAUGUUGCAUGCAUUCAUAAGCAUUGAAGAGGGUUGAAUCCUAGAUGAUGAGAGGAUUCAGUGAAUGGCAGAAUUCCCAUUGUGUGGAAUUUGUGCUGGCAGGGCCGUAUCUGGAUGAUGAUAGAUCGGUCGUUGGGUGAUUCCCAUUGAUGAUGAUUGGUACCACAUGCAUAGAGUCAGUUGCAUUCAUUUGCAUGGAAUUGAUAACAUGACUAUAUGUAUACUCUUGUAUUGUUUUGAGGGUAUAUGUGUGUAUGUUGAUGGACGAUCUGGAUAUAGAUGAGUUGGUUGAAUAAUAUAUUUGUUAAUGUACUGUUAUUUAUAAUGCAAUAAUA